AAGUGCCUGCCCGGCUGCGGAGCGCGCGGGGGCGGGAGGCGCGCGGCGGUGUGAGGAGACAGCGGCCGCCCGUGCGCAGCCCUGCCCCGCGCGGGGCGGGAGCGGCGGGAAACGCCCACGAGCCCGCCGGUGAGGCGUCGUCUCGACGCCCCGCAGCUCGGUGCUCCUGAGGGGCGGCCUCGGCCCCCGCCGCAGCGCCGGCCUCACCCUGCUGUGAGCAGGUCCUUCUCCCCUCUCACCUGCCCGCGGCCGGCCCUGCCGCCCCCAUGGGGUCCGGUCGGCGAGCGGCCGCGCUCAGGCCUGGCGGAGCCCGCCGAGGGGCCGGCAGGGAGGAACGGCCCGGGAAACCGUCGCUGCCGCCUCACGGUGCUGGGCGGCCUGUCAGGCAGAGGUCGGGAAAGCAGGGACAGACAGACGUGCCUGGGAGAGCACUGGCUGACCGCGCACCCCAAACCGGCUUCCCAAGAGCCCCCUCCUGCCUCCCCGGGCGCGUCCACCGAAAUCCUCACAGCCCCGCAAACAGCAAGGAACUGAACAAAAUGUACCUCAAAGGAUGGGCAGGUGCAAGCAUGAUGGGAGAUUUCAGGAGCAUCUAUUUUUCACAACAUAGUCACACCUUAGGAAAAGAGCAAGAGAAAUGGACUCAGUUUAUGGGAAGCUCCUAUACGCCAUUGCCAGGAACAAGGAGGCAAAGGAAAACAAAUACAACCCCUAUUUGCAAAAGUGUGGUUUGGUGUACCUUCUGUAUCACAGUGACUGUAGCUCCAUAUAGAAUUGAUUUAUACCAUACAUUUGAAAAGGAAACCCUAGAAAAUAGGCAUACAUUUUGUUGGUCAAGCGUUCCAAAACACUAUUGAUAAGAGACUUGGAAAACAAAUCCUAUAUACAUCCUAUCAUCCUGCAGGCAAUGAAAUAUCAACAAGCAUAGUGCGGUGGAAACCAUGGCUUGAGAGGAAAAAGCGUCUUUCAUUCAAAGCCCAUAAGAUCUCUUCACUAUUAAAAUUCAGCACACUGUAAGAAAAGAGACUGAAAGAGAAAUCAAAUAGAGUUUUAUGGCUUCAUAACUUUUACAAGUGUGUUUAACACUCUCCAAUAUUAUUCAUUCUUCAGACAGUCUAUGGCAUCGCAGAGUAUCAAAGGAGCAGUCUGAAAAAAGCAAGCUUUGAGAACCAAUUACUAGAAAGCGAUAGUACAAAAUGCAUUUAUCGGUUAGCUUAUCAAGACUCUGAUACAAGGAUUGAUUCAGAGAGGAGCGGCAUGCCUUCGUGACAUUCACUGAUGAUAAAUUACCUGCCAGAAGUCUUUGGGGAAUAUAUGUGUAACUCAAAUUAGUACAUAUAUCCUAGUACAAACAACAUCGAUGGCUAAAGUUGGCAGAAAACAGUGUACUUACAUUUCUACAUCUUCAGAAUAAGUCAGGUGAUGCAGGAAACAGCCUGACAUUUCUGGUUGAUCUAAAGGAAAACAAAUAAUCUCAGCUAUGGAGAGAAAGAGACAACUACAGAAAAGGGAAUUUGGGAAAAGACUUUCUCUGGACAGCAGUCUUGUGGAAUAUAUGGACUCAAACAAAUACAUAGAGCAUUUAGUGACUCAGCUGGAAGAACAACGCUGGAACUUAUGGAGGGAGAAGCUGUCUGUGGCUCGGCUGCAGCGAGAAGUUGCACAGAGUCGGAGUGAAGGAGCAAUGCGUGAGAAGCUGAUACAUGAGUUGGAGGAAGAAAGACAUUUAAGACUUGAGAGUGAAAAAAGAUUACGGGAGGUGACGCUGGAGUCGGAGCGCAGCAGAGCUCAGAUGCGUGGGCUGCAAGAACAGUUUUCCAGAAUGGAGGAGACAGUGAGAAAUCUGCUGCAGAGCCAAGGAUCCCCAGGCCAGCAUGGAGAAGGCACUGUCAAUAUCAUGAAGGUAUAUCAGGAAAAGCUGUCAGAAGACAGUAGGAAACAUAAAGAAGGCACGGAAAAAAUUCACACGCCGGCAGAUGAAGAUUCAAGAAGUGAAAGCAGCAGCACUGAACAAGAAAAGGAGAAAACCAAAUUGCUAUUAGAGCGUUUGAAAGCUCUGGAGGCAGAGAAUUCAGCACUGGCUCUGGAAAAUGAAAACCAGAGAGAGCAGUAUGAAAGAUGUCUUGAUGAGGUAGCCAAUCAGGUUGUUCAGGCUCUACUUACUCAAAAGGAUCUGAGGGAGGAAUGUAUAAAGCUGAAAACGAGAGUUUUUGAUUUGGAACAACAGAAUCGAACAUUAAGUGUGCUUUUCCAGCAGAGAGUCAAACCAGCUUCUGACCUCCUUCUUCAGAAACUCCAUUCACGCAUCUUGGACCUCUCAUCUGGGGAGCUGCUUUCAGAAGUAGAACGGAACAGAAGCUUGAUGCAAUCUCGAACUGCCGAUGCUCAGAUUCACGAAUGCCAGCAGAAUGUGAAAUCCUGUAUACCUGUCUUGAAAUGCCAGAGUCAACUAAAUGUGACAGGUCCGAGCCGCCUGUAUCCCCGUAGCAGCUGCAGUAGCAGUGAAAUCUCCCUCUCAAGCGCUUGCAGCGAGUAUUCCAGUGGUUCCUCCUACACUUGGAAUGAUGGGAAGACAUGCAGCAAAAGGUCAUCCGUGAGCUGGGAUAAAAGAAUAAGCAUUGGUUCUUCACUCCCAAGCAACCUCUCAAGUCCUGCAGAUGAUCUACCUCCAACUCGUAUCAAAGAAAACCAUAUCUUAGAAGGGCUGAAGAAAUUACAGAAGCAAAAAAUAUUACUUGAAUCACCUUCAGUAAUAUCAAAAUGGGGUUACAAAGAUUGCAUGAACUCUAAUGAAGGAAUAUAUUCCCCUGGAGUUAAAUGUGGCAGCCAUAACGAACAGACUCAUUGUAAGCCAAUGGAAAUAGAAAGUAUUUGCAUUGAACAUAGCAAAACUUUCUCCUACGAUUCAGAUUUGCAUGAUGAUGCAGAUGAUGACUCUUCAUCCUUACUGUUGCUGCCGGAGGUUCCAAGCAAAGACUGCAGGGCCUAUUGUAACAAAUUAACUCACAGCGUUUCUGACAGUCUCUUUGACUGGGAUCCUAAUAGGAAACAUUUGCCAGAAAGAAGUUCGUAUUUUAAUUCAAAGGAAAGACCUGAAAAAUUGACUAGUUUUGUCAGUGGAUUUCAGGCAGAAGCAAAGUCACGCACCAGAGCAAAGCUGCCUGAGUUACAGUUAAAUCAAAGCCAUGCUGGUAUAGGCUGGAAGGACCUUAAUUUUCAGCUUUCAGAUACGGAUGACAAUGAAGUGCUGGAUGAAUUGCAUAUAGAAAGCAGUGAUGAGAAAAGUCCAUCAGAUUUAUUAGCAACUCCUUUUACUGAGAAGUACUCAAAGACCUCUGACAUGCUCAAAGUCGUGGAGAAUUCUCAGUUUGUAUCUACUGACAAAGAGGAAAACCAGAUAUCUGCUCACUCAGACAUGGGGCCAAAGACAUGUAAUUUCAUUAAACAACAAAAGGUUAUAAAAAAGACCUCUUCUGAAGAGUGCAUUACCGUAAUAUUUGAUGCUGAGGAUGGUGAGCCUAUUGAAUUCAGCUCACAUCAAACUGGAGUUGUCACUGUAACAAGAAAUGAAAUCUCAAUCAAGCAGCCACAAACUAGGUCCAGUGCAGAAUAUACUGAACUUAUACCUCAGGGAAUAACUGAUUUGCAGACAGGAACCAGUGCUAGAAACCACACUGCUUUAGAAAGACCUGAAGAUGAAACUGAGAAAAAGCCUCUUGAAGAUAAGCCAGGGAAUAACAAUACAGUUGUCCCUGUGACCUGCAGUGAAUCUUCACACUGUGCAAGAGUGACACUGCAAAAUACUCCACGACAAAAACUAGUGAGGCCAGUGUAUGAUGUAUCAUACAAGGCCAAUUCAAGCUCCACUGUGCAGGCAGGAAACAAUCAAAAGCCAAACAUGACUAAAAUACCCAGCAGAGGUAAAUUUUCUCCCCAAAAAACUGCGACGACAGAGAGUGAGGAGACACCGGUAGCCCAGUCAGUGGGCUCUGCAACCCUUGAAAAAUCACCUGCCCUGCCACCUGUAAAACUUGCAAGAUUCAAAAAGGCACAAAGUCCACCUCGUAAUUUUGACUCAAAAGUUGACUUGCAGGUUCCAAAGCCCCCUGCCCAUCCCCUGCCUGGCUUGAAACGUCCAGGCAGAGGCGAUGGGUCAAAGUACCCAAAGAGUCAGAGUCCAGCAUCACCACUGUUGCCUCAGCACCUUAUAGAGCCCAGUGACUGUGGGGAACCUCCAACCAGAGACUUUCAUUGUGAUUUAGCAACUGUACAAGCCCGAUCACCAUCCCCACCCCUUCCUCCAGGCAGGUCAACAUCCCUGUUGAUUCGGCCUAAUUAUGCUCAUUCACCACCUGUAGUGGUAAAGUCAGGAGGAACUGGUCCCAGUGAAACAGCAAAAAACAUACUGAAAUCAUCACCAUUAAAAGGAACUGUGAACUCUGGCUUUCAUAAUCAAUCUAGUCAUGAAAUGCAAGCAAAAAAUGUAUCUUCUGGGGCCAAAAUUGAAUUAUCUUACCUUCAAGAAAAUGCAGAAGCAAUUAUGCAAAAUAAAUGCGUAUCUCAGCAACCCCAAGGUCUUUCCAAAGUUUCCACAAAGCAAGUCUGCCCAAAAAACCCUAAUCAGCUGGGUCUCCACAGGAAUCGUGAAUUUUCCAAGACAGAUUUUAAAACAGCCAGGUCCUUCUCUCUAGGUUGUGCAUCAUUGGAAACAACUUCUUCACAAGAUAUAUAUUCCAACAAAAAAGAUAUUUGCAGUGACAGUGGGAUGGAUCAGCCACAAAAGAUGUCAAACGUUCUCCCUACAACUCCUCAGUGUCAUACAACAAGCACAAGUGAGCCUUUACUAUCUCAGGUAAACAAUUCCCCGUUGUCAACACUGUUUCAUGGAAGUGACACUGCACAUGCUACCCAAAACUCUAAUGAGAAAGGAAUGAGAACCCGUCUCCCCGUGGGCCUGAAAUUGUUUGUAAAAUCUCCGCAACUUCUCCGAAAGAGCUCUACUGUACCAGGGAAGCAGGAAAAAGACAGUAUAAACGCCGCUUCCAAAAGUAACGUGAGUUCAAGUAAGUACAAGCAAAAUGAUUCUGUAAGUGUAACCACCAGAGGUGCAGCGGAUGCUGAAUUAAAAGACUCUAUGUCUGAUACCGAAGCGAAAAAUAAUUUUACUGUGGGACUUAGCAUGGAUACAGCAUCACCUCAUUCACAUGAAAACUGCGGCUUGGUGGUAGACAGGGUAGAUGGAUUAGAAAACAAAUUAGUUAAGAGAUCUGUUUCUUCCAGCAACAAGUCGCACUUGAAGCCAGCUCUGGGCAUGAAUGGAGCAAAGGCUCGUAGUCACAGUUUUAGCAUUCAUAUGGGGGAAAAGCCAUCUGCCCCUGUGACAGAAGGUCUCGCAAAAGUACGAACGCAGAUUAUUACAAACACUUCUGACAGAGGAAAUUCUCUAACAAGGCAGAACUCAGCUGUAGAAGGACUACAAAUCAAGGCCAUUCCUGCGGCAUCAGUGACACCAGAGGCUCUUUCCCAUACUCCUAAAACCACAGAAAAUUCUUAUUCUAGACAAAGUUCUUUUGGAAAUACAAAUAGUUACAAUAGCCAGCAUGGAAGCCCAAGCAAACUGCCCUUCAGAUCAUCUCCAAAAGCAGACGUCUUUCACAGCACUUCAAAAUGUGAUGGAAGCAAACCAUUUUCUCAGAAAGAUGCACAUAGUCUAUCUGUCCAGAGUGAGAAAAGCACUGAAAGUAUUAAACACGAAGCUCUAAGUAAAAAAAGUGUUCUGCCAGCAGAAUUGGAGUUACAAGGGUCAGCAACUGUAUCUUCCAAACAAAUUUCAUCAUUUCAAAGCUCGGAUGGAAUAAAGUGUCCUCAUAAACUAGAAGCAAUGAAGUCACGAAGGCAGCAAAUGUCUUUAAAGUUAGCAGAAGCCUCUGAGAAGGUUACUGAUGUUCUGAGUUCACCAGCUCUACAACCUUCAAUAGAGGAGAAAGUCAUGCUGUGCAUCCAAGAAAAUGUGCAGAAGGGCCAGGGACAAGCCAAGUCUCCCACUGUGGAGGGUAAACAAAAGACUGGGCCCUCUAUAGCGAGUUGGUUUGGCUUUCGAAAGAGUAAGCUCCCAGCAUUGAGUAGCAGGAAAACUGAUGUUCCUAAAACAAAGGUAGAAAAAAAAGAUGCAAAAGUUUCAGGAUUUGGAAUUAAGCAGGCAAAAUUAGAAAGAAGAAAAGAAAGAAAGAAAACCGACCAACACUGUGAAAUUGAAAAUGAAAUUAACAGGAAAACAGACAAUGGUGACAUUUUAGCUGAUGUCAUGGAAAGCAAAAUGAUGAAACCUUCACAAGACAUGCCUGGUGAGAUUGAAUGUGAACAAGUCAAAGGUUCCACCACAGCGACAUACUCGCCAAAAGACAGUUUUAUGAAAGAGCUUUUAAACAGAGUUGAUAAGAAAGCAGCUCAGCAGACAGAAAGUGGAUCAAAUAAUGUUUCCUACAGGAGUGUGUCGAAGGGCAGCUCCCAGGGCUCCUCUCUUCACGGCAACUCUAUCAGCUCUCAAGGAAACCACAAGAAAAACAGCAACACAAAAGCUGAUAUGGAAAUGCAGAAUCAGACCCUGGCUAAAGUAGUCACAGAAAACCCGCAAGAAGAAGAGGAGGACACCAUGACAAGGACUACAUGUCAGAGUCAUGUGAUAGAGUCUUGCUGCCAGAUGAGGACGCUGGACAGUGGGAUUGGAACCUUCCCCCUCCCCGACUCAGGGAACCGAUCUACAGGGCGACACGUUUCUAAGCAAGAAUCAACCUUGGAACCAGGAGUCUUUGCACUGCCUGAGCAGGUUCUUCCAGCUCCUUCAGUAAAAUCCAAAACUCUUGAGCGAGAAGUGCCUUCGACAGCUAAGAGCCAGGAGUCUGUGGAAAGUCUAAUUAGUCACUCAACAUCUGAUCCGGCCAUGACUGCCAAAGGUAUACGACCUUUUCAAAGUCGCCUUCCAAAACCAGCUUCCUCAGGAAUAAUUAACCUUGCAAAGCAAAGUGAACAAGAACCGAAUUCUGUGACCUCUGCCUCAUUAGAGCAUACUGAAGAAAUGGUGGAAAACAGAAAACUCCUUCCAGAGUGGGCAACCAAGAAAACCACUAAAACAAAGGACAGAGCUCUGAGAGUGUGUACUUAUUCUGCAAGCAGCAGUGACACUGAGCCGGAGCCAGAGUUUGAAACAAAUUAUUUUAGAACUGCAGAGGAGACUUUAAUAGAGUUAACAAAGAACAACAAACAAGCUGAACAGGAAAAACAAAAUCAGAGAAAGUCAUAUCUGGGGAACCCAAUGUCAAUCUUGGAUUUAUACCAACACCAUCUCUAUGGCCAUUUUGGAGAGAAUGGACCCGAACAAUUAACACAUUACAGUUUAAUCGAGCAGCUGAGUGGAGCUUCCAGUAAAGACAGCAAGGGCAAGGACAGCCCAAGUAAAUCGAAGCAAACUGAAGAAACAAAAGACGAUUCCCAGAAUAGAUUAUCUCAAAUUUCCCUGGAGUCUCUCAAUAAAUUUAACAGCAAUAACGUACUUUUAUUAGAAAAAGAGAAGAACUGUCUGAACGAGGUUGAAGGACAAAAGGAAGCAAAGGAAGCUUCCUUGAAUAGCUCGGGUAGGCACGAUGUGGACAAUUUAGAAUCCCUGAGUGAUUCUCUAUACGACAGCUUCUCCUCUUGCGCCAGCCAAGGCUCGAACGACGCGUGAGGACUCUCCCAGUGGGCUGUGACUGCAGCACGGAACGGAGCUGAAGGUGAGCGGGCAGUGAGGGGGGAGAAGGAUUGGUGAAAACUCUCCCUCCGAACGGCCGUAUACACAGCGGGGCGUUCGGACUGUUCACCGCACAGCAAUAGGAAAGGCAAGACGCGGUCAUCGUCCCGCGUGAGACCCAACACUGAACACGGCGAGCGGUGACACAGAAAGAAAAGUCUUAAUUUUGCACUUUUGUGAAUAUUUGUACAGAUGUAAAUAUCUUGGGAAAAUAUAUUUGUAGGGAUAAAUGACAGCAAUAAUUAUUAAAUUGGUGCUAUGCUCCUGUAAUGGCAGAUGACUAACUUAAAGAAAGUAAUGUUAAUGUUGACAAAAAAAGUUGGUAGAUUUUUUAAAAAGAUUUAUAAUUGUUCUAGUCUUAAAGCUGUAUGUAGAAACACUGCGUUACCAUAAACCUGAGCCUGCCAAAUUGUCUGUAAUAAACUUUCUCAGACUCCCUUUUACAAAACAGAUUUUAUUUUUUAAUUCUAGUGCAAUUCCAUACAGGUGUUAUAGGGAAAUGUGCAUUUCAGUUAUUAAAACUUCACAACAGGUGUCUUAUUUUGAAAGAGUUUUGACUUUUGACAUGACAAGAAAAGGAAUCAAUUAAAAGGCCUGAUACUGCUGGUAUUGACUUCAUAAAUCAUGUGCGUAACUGUUUGAAAGAUCGGGGUCAAAUAAUUCACUGCUGACACAACCGGGAGUCUCGUAUGAGUGAGAACACAAACCACCCUUUACUUCUGGCUGCAGUGUAAUUUCUUUAUUUCCACCCCCUCUGUACUCAUUUCCUAUCAGUUUCUGAAUGUACCGUAUUGUAUUAUCUUUUGUAGUCCCCGUUUUGGUCUUCGUUACAUUGUAAAUGCUAAAAUAAUUUUUAAACCCUAAACUCCUGUUUGUGAUUCGCUUAAAGAUGUUGGUGCUAACCAGUUCAAACAUAUCUAGGAACAGGGGGGUGGUGUGUAUGGGGUGUUUUUGUUUUUUCUACAAAGGUUGUUUAUAUGUAAGGGAAAGUCUAUUUCAAAGGUUCUGUGUAUUUUUUCUAGAUGUGAAGUAUUUAUAACUGCUUUUUGUACAGCGAUCUGUAAACUAGAUAUAUUUGGGAUAUUUCUAGACUCUACAGUUUCUUUAGCACAUGCCCGUUAAUCUUUGAAAUAUUGUACGAUCAGUGUUAAUAUUUUGUGCAAUUUGUUAUAUUUUGAGUCAUUUCUGCCGUAAAUCGGGGUUUUUUUUCGACUUUUAAGAAAUUUCCAUUGAAACAUGUUUGGUAAAUAAAAGUUCUCCUGCACA
Columba livia (rock pigeon) is the source of this 9052-nucleotide messenger RNA. It is a transcript of the gene NCKAP5, whose product is annotated as NCK associated protein 5. The coding region runs from base 1481 to 7723 and encodes 2080 amino acids. The transcript has 22 exons. Gene Ontology annotation, cellular component: microtubule plus-end. The record is from RefSeq and is a predicted model, not a curated record. Gene Ontology annotation, biological process: microtubule bundle formation; microtubule depolymerization. NCBI's taxonomy places the organism in Eukaryota, Metazoa, Chordata, Aves, Columbiformes, Columbidae.